Molecule: messenger RNA, 1809 nt
Organism: Vigna unguiculata (cowpea)
Lineage: Eukaryota; Viridiplantae; Streptophyta; Magnoliopsida; Fabales; Fabaceae
Source: RefSeq, a predicted model, not a curated record
AUGGCCAGUCUUACAAAUAGUGUCUCCCUACCCAAGUUGACAAAGGCUGUCAAUUAUGACAAUUGGAGUCUCAAAAUGAAGGCCCUUAUUGGAUCCCAAGAAAAUUGGGAGGUGGUUGAAGAUGGUUUCGAUGAACCAGCCAACACUACAGGUUGGUCAAAUGCCCAGUUGAAAGUGCUGAAAGACGCACGUGUGAAGGACAAGGCAGCUUUGUACAUCCUGUACCAAGCUGUGGACGAGUCUGGCUUUGAGCAGAUUGCAAGUGCAAAAUCUUCAAAAGAAACGUGGGACAUAUUAGAGAAGGCGUAUAAGGGAGAUGACCGAGUGAAGCAGGUGCGACUUCAAACACUUAGAGGCGAAUUGGAGAGCAUGAAGAUGAAAGAGACAGAAGGAGUAGCCGAGUACAUUACUCGGGUUGAAACUGUGGCGAAUCAACUUAGUAGAAAUGGAGAGACGUUGCCUGCUAGUCGAGUUGUGGAGAAGAUCUUGAGGUCUCUAACGGAUGACUUUGAGAACGUGGUGUGCGUGAUUGAAGAGUCCAAGGACUUGUCAAUGCUCACGGUUGAAGAGCUUGCCGGGUCCCUUGAGGCGCAUGAGCAACGGAAGAAGAAGAAGAAGGUUGAGCCACUUAAUCAAUUACUCCAAACAAAGAUGUCAAUUAAAGAUGAGAAAGCUCAGAACACUCAAGGUAGAGGACGAUAUCGAGGAGGUAUAAGAAGCGGUCCUAGUGGUAGAAGCCGAGGACAAGAAGAGAAAGAACAAUCCGGCAAGUGUUUCAAUUGUGGUAAAUCUGGACAUUUUGCCAAAGAUUGUAGAUCUGAAAGUAGAAAGGAAGAGACGAUCAACCUCACAAAAGAUGUUGAAGAAGAAGCGACAUUGUUGAUGAUGGCGCGUAGCUCGGGAGCUGAGCAUAAGCAAGUGGUGAACUCGGCAAGAAGACCGAGUAGCAUGGAGAAUUCAGCAAGAAGGCUGAGUAUAGUUGAUAACUCGACAAGACAGUCGAGUAGUAUGGAUAGGUCAGCAAGACAACCGAGUAGGUUGCAUAGGCUGGUGAGACAUGUAGAUAGCCCGGACAGGGUGGUGGAGCGUGUAGAUACCCCAGACAACAUGGUGGAGCAUGAGGCCAACUCAGUUAACUUGGUGGAACGCCUACAUAGCUCGGAUAAGUUGGUGGAGCAAGUGGAUUACUCAGAUAGCUCGGUGGAACAUGUGAAAAGCUUGAAUAUCUCAGAAUUUGAAGAAGAAAAGCUUCUAAUCCAAAGGUUAGAGAUUGCAAAAGGAGACUUGCAACAGAGUAUUGAAAAGGAGGUUAGAGACAAUUUAAUUCUACAAGAAAGCGUAGAGAGAAGGAAACAGGCUUUGCAAAAGUGGCACUUGGAAUUUGAAGAAGAUGUUUCAAGUUUGCAAGAACAUUUACAAGUUGAGAAGGAUCUGAGAGCUGCACUCGAAGUGCAAGAUGAGAAGUGGCGACUUGAAAUGGAUGAGGAGAUUGAGCACAACCAUACGUGGGUGUGGUCUAACCUUUCAAAAGGAAGUCAACCUAUUGAUAAGAACUCAGUUAACGACAAAUCGGUCACAAAGACAAAGAACUCAAUGAGUAACAAGUCGGUCAAAGAGAAGAACAAGUUUGCCAGUAAGGAUGCAAAAACUAAGAGAGCAGAUAACAAGUUAGCCACAGGGAAAGUGAAGUACAAGUCGACCAUAGAUAAAGUGGAAGGGAAGUCAGUCAUGAAGAAAGCGAAGAACUUAACUAUUCAUGAAAGGGACAAGCACAAUGUGAGAAGAGUUAUUGCACGUUGGAAGCCGUGA